Molecule: messenger RNA, 936 nt
Organism: Meleagris gallopavo (turkey)
Lineage: Eukaryota; Metazoa; Chordata; Aves; Galliformes; Phasianidae
Source: RefSeq, a predicted model, not a curated record
AGAUAAUUUAUUUAUUGUUUUCAGGUACUUGCCUAUUCUGUUGCCUGCUCCUGUGUCUCCGCUUUCAGCGUGGGAAUCAUAGAAGCAGCAGAGGCUGAAGAAGCCAUGAACAAACUGCGGACCUUAGUGGAAAAAAAUCUGCAGACAUCCGGUUUUGCUUUAGCUCUUGGUACAGUUGUUCACGGUUUGUCAGUUUGUGGCCAUGGCAAAGCUGAAGACUUGAGUAACAAACUAAUGCCAGCCUGGAUAAAAGUUGUGAUUGCAGAGGGUUCUCCAACAAUGCAGCGUCUGGCUGCUGUCAAUGGGCUGGUUGCGCUGGUGGGUUCUGAAGGAGGCAUGAUACAGCUAAAAUCUGAAAGCAUCCAGACCUCCCAGUUUCAAAGUAAGCUCAAUGAAGUCAUCAGAAUCCUUACACAGAUAAUCAGUUUUUCGGGGCAGAUUGGCCUUCAGACAAAUGCAGCAGGACUUCUUGGACACCUUCAUAUGUCCUGUUUGUCUUCUACCCAAAGCAGGACAUCUGUUCCUCCAGAUUUUAGCUACUUGCCUGAAAGCAGCUUUAUCAGGGCAGCCAUUGACUUUGCCAUUGAAAGUGGAAAAAAAGGUCCUGAAUCUGUUCCAGCUCAGCUGGUGAAAGUAGCAUUGGCACCCAUUGCUGUAGUUGGAGGAAGUCAUCAGUAUCCACCUGUAAACUGGGCAUCUGUUCUUUCUCCUUUGAUGAGGUUAAACUUUGGUGAUGAGAUAAAGUAUCUCUGCCUUGAACUGGCUACGACACAAGCCCAAUCAUCUCAAAAUGCUGCAAUGCUUUUGGGGAUGUGGGUCGCACCUCCUCUUGUCUACAGUCUCAGUGUAUGUAUGUCAGAAAAUCUGUGUGACUUCAGCACUUCUUUCCUAAGAGAUCGCUCAGAUAGUAAUGAAGGUUAGAGUGUUAGACUGUGA